CCCGCUAUCGGCCCCGCAACUUUCAGCCCUCUGCUCUUCUCCAACAUUUAGUUUGGAUGGUUUUAUCAGUGAAGAGAAAACACACAAAGUGGCAUCCAGACUGCUACAGAGGAGCCAAGGGGCAGGGCUGAGUCUCCACGGUUCUCAUGGUGUGUUUAAGUGCAGCCUCUUGCUCCGGAGUCUCCAACAGUCUCUCUCUCUCUCAGUCUCUCUGAUCGCUCUGUGUCGGAACAAACGAGGAAACAAUGGCAGAAGAAGUAGCUCCAGCUCCGGCCGCCGCGCCGGCAAAAGCCGCCAAAAAGAAGGUGACCAAGCCGAAGAAGGCCGGGCCCAGCGUCCGCGACCUGAUCCUUAAAGCUGUGUCCGCGUCCAAGGAGCGGAACGGCGUGUCCGCGGCCGCCCUGAAGAAGGCUCUGGCCGCCGGAGGCUACGAUGUGGACAAGAACAAGUCCCGCGUCAACACCGCCAUCAAAAGCCUGGUGGCGAAGGAGACUCUGGUCCAGACCAAAGGGACCGGGGCGUCCGGAUCCUUCAAGCUCAACAAGAAGGCGGCCGAAACUAAAGCCAAGAAGCCAGCGGCCAAGAAAGCGGCUCCGAAAGCCGCCAAGAAGCCCGCAGCCGCCAAGAAACCCGCCGCGGCCAAGAAGCCCAAGAAGGCCCCGGCAGCCAAGAAGGCAGCGGCCGCUAAGAAGUCCCCGAAGAAGGUGAAGAAGCCCGCAGCGGCGGCCAAGAAAGUAGCCAAGAGCCCCAAGAAGGCCGCCAAGAGCCCCAAGAAGGUGGUGAAGAAGGCCCCGGCUGCUGCCAAGAAAGCCCCCGCCAAGAAGGUCGCCAAACCCAAAGUGAAGAAAGCGGCACCCAAGAAGAAGUGAAGCUGUCAUCGCU
Molecule: messenger RNA, 882 nt
Organism: Perca flavescens (yellow perch)
Lineage: Eukaryota; Metazoa; Chordata; Actinopteri; Perciformes; Percidae
Product: histone H1
Exons: 1
Coding region: 246-869 (207 amino acids)
Biological process (GO): nucleosome assembly
Cellular component (GO): nucleosome
Molecular function (GO): DNA binding; structural constituent of chromatin
Source: RefSeq, a predicted model, not a curated record